Lactuca virosa is the source of this 519-nucleotide messenger RNA. The record is from the annotation of a GenBank genome assembly. NCBI's taxonomy places the organism in Eukaryota, Viridiplantae, Streptophyta, Magnoliopsida, Asterales, Asteraceae.
AUGUCUCUUGUGACAGACGAAAUCAGAGCAUCUGCAUCAGACAUAUGCCAUGGUGAUGCAAUUUGUCAAGAAAAAUCAAAGGCUUUGCUCACAGAAAUGGGGCUACCCAAUGGCCUCUUACCUUUGGAAGACAUUGAGGAGUGUGGGCAUGUCAAAGAAACCGGCUUUGUGUGGCUCAAACAAAAGGCCGAAAAGAAACACAAGUUUGAAAAAAUCGAUAGGCUUGCAACAUAUGGAACUGAGGUUACUGCAACCAUGGAGAAGAUGAAGAUCAAGAAUCUGAAGGGUGUGAAGACUAAGGAACUUUUGCUGUGGCUCACACUGGAUGAGAUAUCUGUUGAUGAAUCCAACACUGAAAAGAUCACUUUCAAGGCAACUUCUGGCCUUUACAGAACUUUUCCAGUGUCGGCUUUUCAAGUUGAGGAUGUGAAGAAAGAUGUUGAAGAAGUGGCUGUGGCUAAGGACGCCAAAGUUGUUGAAGUGGAUGUGGCUAAGGAGGCCCAAGUCCAGGAGGUUUGA